UUUUUUUUUUUGGGCAUAUCAUAUAUAAAGUUGGUUAUGGGAAAGAGAAAGAGAAGAGCUGACCUCAACAAGACUCCUCCUCCUGCAGCGGAUAUUAACUAAUAGUAGCUUAUUGACACUACAAUGGGGGUGCUUCUUUUUGCAAGAUAAUAGCAUGACAUAAAAAGUAUCAGGAUGAUUUUUGUUCUCUCCGAGUUGUAUCCCUUCCUUUAUACUUUGCUAGAAGCUAAGAGCAACUAAGCGAAUCUUACCUGAUGCCACCCUCACCCAGAAUGGAUGCAUUGUCGAAACAGAAGUUCUCUCAUCAAGUCGACAGCAGUGGAAUAAAGUCUUUUUUAACCAUUGCGGGGGAUAUCAUGGAUGGUCCUGUGAAGGUAACCCAAGGCCAACAAUCAUCUAUUGUUCACCGUCGAAAUAUUGACCUUCUAAAGUCUUUGAGGCAUCCACGUCACUACGGCCGUCAUUAUUCUCGACGGAGGUCUACUAGUAAUGCUGAGGCAUCAGCUUCCCAUGGUGGUUAUACGCCUUCUUAUGCUGAGAAGUGGUCUUUAAAGAUGGCAAGCAAAUGCUAUACAGAUUCUGGACACGACACAGAUAAUAGGCAAAAAACAGUUCACAAAACAGAAGGUGUUCCAUCCAGUUCACUGGCAACGAGGGCGAUAUCAUCCGAUGCUGGGAGACUCUUUUGUGUAUUAUGCAACAAGUUUUUGAAGAAUGAACUUUACAUUGUCCUUGAAAACAGUUUGCCUAUAUGCUCUGUAGUGGCAGUCUUAGCUUGUGGUCAUCUUUACCAUGCUGAUUGUCUGGAACAUAGAACGAACCGUGAAGAUAGACAGGAUCCGCCCUGUCCAAUUUGUCUUGGCUUGGUUUCUCACAUCGACGCAUCAUUAGAACAGGAUUGAGUAUAGGUCAGCUUUUGUACUGAUCAUCUUUUUGGAGAUUAGAAUCAUCUAGACAGAUACAAUCUUGUACAUGAUUUUGAAUGUUUUUUUAAAAAAUUAUCUGCAAAUAUUGUAUAGUAAGAAGUUGAAAAAUGAUAAAUGGGGAUCAUGUAUGGGAACUUUUUAAAUGAUGUAUGAUACUGUUGUUAGUUCA
Messenger RNA from Solanum dulcamara, 1095 nucleotides. RefSeq lists its product as uncharacterized. Bases 255 to 902 code for a protein of 215 amino acids. Gene Ontology annotation, molecular function: metal ion binding. Lineage: Eukaryota; Viridiplantae; Streptophyta; Magnoliopsida; Solanales; Solanaceae. The record is from RefSeq and is a predicted model, not a curated record. The transcript has 5 exons.